Cooperia oncophora is the source of this 192-nucleotide messenger RNA. The record is from the annotation of a GenBank genome assembly. NCBI's taxonomy places the organism in Eukaryota, Metazoa, Nematoda, Chromadorea, Rhabditida, Trichostrongylidae.
AUGGCCGCCACGAAAAAGAUUGCCGUCGAAUCUGAUCAUCCUCGUCGCUUUUCACUUGCCCAUCAGGCCAGCUGCGAAGCCAUACUGCAUGCUGACGUGAGACGCCAAGCAACACUAAAACAUCGUGAACAACUAAAGGAAAUCACAAAAGGAGAGAAGGUUUGCGGUAUUCAUUGUGCGAGUGUGGAGUGA